Molecule: messenger RNA, 429 nt
Organism: Aspergillus oryzae RIB40
Lineage: Eukaryota; Fungi; Ascomycota; Eurotiomycetes; Eurotiales; Aspergillaceae
Exons: 4
Coding region: 1-429 (142 amino acids)
Molecular function (GO): nucleic acid binding; zinc ion binding
Source: RefSeq, a predicted model, not a curated record
AUGGGUGGCUGGGGUGCUGACGAUGGAGCGGCUGGAUGGGAGAAUGCUGGUGAUAUUGCUGUGGAAGCGAUGGUCAUUUCGCACGUAACUGCCCUGAGCCCCGCAAGGGUAUGGCCUGCUUCAACUGCGGUGAGGAAGGGCACUUGUCGCGUCUGCAACCAGGAAGGUCAUCCUGCUUCUCAGUGCCCUGAGAGACCUCCCGAUGUGUGUAAGAACUGCAAAAUGGAAGGUCAUAGAACCAUUGACUGCAAGGAGAACCGCAAGUUCGACCUGAACAACGUACCGGACAAGCUUCCAGAGGAGGCCUGGGCAGCCAUGCAGAAGGCCAGUGAGGAGAAGGAUCUUGAGGAUUUUCGCGAAGUAUGUUUCUCUUCGACAUUCCUAAUUCGUUUCAUUUGUUACAGGAACUCACAGAAAAAAAGGCUUUGA